Phyllotreta striolata is the source of this 720-nucleotide messenger RNA. The record is from the annotation of a GenBank genome assembly. Lineage: Eukaryota; Metazoa; Arthropoda; Insecta; Coleoptera; Chrysomelidae.
AUGGAACCUAAACAACAAACAGAUGUGCAUUUAAAAGCAAUGCUAAACAAUCCUCUGAAAGCUCCACCAGCUGUACCUAUUCCCGAUUGGAAUUCUCCUUCUACAUCUCAAGUUCCAAUGAUAAAACCGAAUAAAUCUCUUAUGACGGUUACCAUUCCGGGAUCAGCCGUAGGAGAACCCCUUACGAAUGUAACGUUGCAUAAUUGCGUUUCCACUGUGGACCUUCAAAUGACGCUAGAUUUACAGACGAUCAACGCACGAACCAGGAAUUCCGAAUACAACCCGUCCAGGUUCCACGGUGUCGUGAUGAGAUUAAGGGAACCCCGAACGACCGCUCUGAUUUUCCGUUCGGGGAAAAUCGUUUGCACCGGAGCGAAAAACGAACACGACGGGUUGCUGGCUUCGAAGAAAUACGCCAGAAUUAUACAGAAAUUAGGCUACAACAUAAAAUUCUGUAAUUUCAAAAUACAAAAUUUAGUAGCGACCUGCGACUUGAGGUUUCCGAUAAAACUAGAAAAUUUGAAUAUGAUGCACGGACAGUUUAGCAGCUACGAACCGGAACUAUUUCCAGCACUUAUAUACAGGAUGAUUAAACCUCGAUUGGUGAUACUAGUGUUUGUUAACGGUAAAUUAGUAUUCACCGGUGCGAAAUGCCGAGAGGACAUCAAAGAAGCCUUGAACAACAUUUACCCCAUAUUGAGGAGUUUUAGGAAGAAUUAA